UCCAAUACUGUAAACCACGUUUAAUUAAUCAUUUUGCCUUAAGCAGAAAGUUCACUAAAAAUUCCUGGAUUUGUAGUUAUGUACGCAAUGUUAUUGCAAAAUUUUGUCGAAAAUGACAUAAUACCUAAUUGAAUCCAGCCGGAUGCAAUUACUAGCCAGUAACACUAGAGCUUAUUCUGUAAGCUUUAUUUUGGCAUACAGUAGGUACCUACAGUAGGCCGAUGCGACUGAUAUUCAUUGGGAACCCCGCCAUCCAACAUAUUUUUUGAGAGGUCUAAGAUAACUAAGCUGAUGAUUUAGGAUUACUCUUGGUAAUACCGGCAAAUAAUGGAUAAUUUAAAAAGAUCAGCUUAGCUUUCGCUGAAAUUUACAACAUUUUAAAAAAAUGAUUGGUCCAGUUAAACCGAUUGUAUAACCAGGGAAUGGUACCUGCAAUGUUAAGUGCACCUGUAGGCGGGUUGUAAAGCUAAUUAUUGUUGUUUAAAAUAUUAUAAAUAUAACAGCAUACCUAUCCCAUUUAAAAUCAUUUCAUUGUGAACGUGUAAAUGUGAUGGUUAACAUGGAAUUUACACACGUUUGCUUUGUGAUCUUGGUGGUCGCAACCUCUGUGAAUGGUGGAACAUUUCUUACUGGUACUUUUUCGCCCCAUGUACUUGCAAUUUCGGCACCUGUUUACACGCUUCCUCGACUCGAAGCUCCUUAUCCAUACGCGCCAGCGAUUUCACCACCUAAAUUAGAGUAUGGACUACCUUCCACUGAAAAACCUGCUGCACCAAUUGAACCAAAAUUAGAAUAUGGGUUACCUACAAUACUCGUAGCAGAGUAUGGGCCACCCGUUACGUCAGCGCCAUAUCCGGCACCACAACAAGAAUAUGGGCCACCUCCAGCACCAAAACCAGAAUAUGGCCUGCCUACAGUUUUAGCAGCAGAGUAUGGACCACCAUCUUCUUCACCUGCACCACCAACUGAACCAAAGUUAGAGUAUGGAUUACCAAGUCCAGCUCCUUACCCUGCCCCUCAAACCGAAUAUGGACCACCACCAGCACCCCAACCCGAAUAUGGCUUACCAACAGUUUUAGCAGCGGCGUAUGGCCCACCAACUUCUUCACCUACACCGCCAGCUGAACCACAGUUGGAGUACGGGUUACCAAGCUCAGCUCCUUACCCAGCACCUCAAACCGAAUAUGGACCACCACCAGCACCCCAACCCGAAUAUGGCUUACCAACAGUUUUAGCAGCGGCGUAUGGCCCACCAUCUUCUUCACCUACACCGCCAGCGGAACCAAAGUUGGAGUACGGAUUACCAAGCCCAGCUCCUUACCCAGCACCUCAAACAGAGUAUGGACCACCUUCACCCACACAACCAGAAUAUGGAUUGCCUACAGUAAUAGCAGCAGAGUACGGACCGCCUGUCCCUCCCGCCAGCCCUAAACCCUACCCUGCACCUUCUAGUCCGGCACCGUAUCCAGCUGCAAGCCCAGCUCCGUAUCCAGCUCCCGCCCCUCCGGCUCCACAACCAGAAUAUGGAUUACCAUCAAUUGAAUAUGGGCUUCCAACCACCUCCGCACCUGUCAGUUCUAAACCAUACCCCGCUCCGUCAAGUCCGGCACCAUAUCCCGCUCCAGUUUCCGAAUCUACGGGGCCUUACCCACCGGCACGCCCAGCUCCGUACCCAGCUCCUGCUCCCCCGGCUCCACAAUCAGAGUAUGGUUUGCCUACUAUUUUGGAAGCGAAAUAUGGACCACCAGCCCCGUAUCCAGCACCUCAACCGCAAUACGAGCCACCAACCACCUCUGCACCCGCUAGUCCUAAACCGUACCCCGCACCAAAACCAGCUCCAUACCCACGAUCCCUUCCUUCGACAAAAUACGGAUUACCUUUAAGGGCAGUACUACUUAAGCCGUACGAACCGCCCGCACUAGAUUUACCACCCGGCUUGACGCUGGCAAAAACGUUUUAAAUUUCACCAUCGUCACCAUACAGUGCGCCAAAAAUU
Molecule: messenger RNA, 1996 nt
Organism: Photinus pyralis (common eastern firefly)
Lineage: Eukaryota; Metazoa; Arthropoda; Insecta; Coleoptera; Lampyridae
Product: vegetative cell wall protein gp1-like
Exons: 2
Coding region: 551-1960 (469 amino acids)
Source: RefSeq, a predicted model, not a curated record